CUGACUCUAAUGCCGGUCGCAAUUAUUUGCCUCCUCUUUGUAAGUGCAUGUCCGCUCAGCCAGCCCCUUUGCGGCUAAUGCAUUCAAUAUUUGCUUAAUGCAAACAUUCCAGUCGCAUCCCAUUAAUUCUAUCUUACCCAAAAGUGUAAUAAAUCUCUUACAUCUGACACAUGAGGUACUAUUUUAGAAAUUCUAGGACUUUCAGUGAGGGUGUGGAAGGAAAGGGGGCUGACCUCAAGGUUAAGGCUGUGUCAGUAUGGGCGUCAUUUGAAACCAUUCGCCUUUUAGGGAACUAUAAUUAAUAUUCGACACACCGAAUGGAAAUUGACAUCGUGUGGAAAAGUCCGACAAAAUCGACUGACCUGCCCCCAAACCAGGUACUUACCAACCUAGGUAAGUACCUACUAAGUGACAACCAGGAUAAUUCAUAAACCCGUCCAAUCUCCUGGGUGAAGAUGGGUACUACGAGUCAUUACGAACUCUUCCGUUUUAUACCAAUCUUCACCUUUUUGUUUGGAUUGUUGCAGUUAUAACUCGCCAGUCAUUAUAUGACCUUUCCCCACAUUGAUUCUAAUGGCGAUAACUACCAAGGCGACUGCAUGCAGAGUAAUGGACACGACGGGCUUCGAUAUCCAUAUAUUUAUUCCCUCUAAAUAUAUCCCCAACCCCGGAGAACUGAACGAUAUAUUGACCAGCGAUGUCGGGAAGGGGGAGUUUGAACUAGAAAUGCGUCAUAAUGUAUAUAACAUCAAGUCUAAAGCAAAGUUAACCCACGGCACAAUACAAAAGAUCCGCGGACUAUCCAACGCCACGAGUAAUUUAUCAUCGAAACGGCCAGCUACUUUAUGAGGUGGAUCCAUAUCGUUUUGAAUGAUUCGAAUAUCCUAAAAAAUUCGCCGGCUGACGAGUUAGGAUGCAAAUAGUCAAGGACAAGUAGGGAAUUGAAGAAAAAGAGCUAUUGAUUGGCGUGGAAUAGCUCCUUAAGAAUCUUUAGAACGUAUCGCAUUAUCCCUUUCUUGAAGCAUUCGUACCUAUCUAUGGUGUUGGGCAAUGGAGGCAUUAUAAUAAAUGUACCAAUAUCUAUUUCGACAAUAACAUCGUUGCCAACCGUUUCGCAAUCAUCCAACACUAAACUAUACCCUGAGUUUAAAAGGUGUCAUAAGAAGAGCUUCUAUAAGCUAAACCUUGAUA
Messenger RNA from Annulohypoxylon truncatum, 1191 nucleotides. RefSeq lists its product as uncharacterized. NCBI's taxonomy places the organism in Eukaryota, Fungi, Ascomycota, Sordariomycetes, Xylariales, Hypoxylaceae. The record is from RefSeq and is a predicted model, not a curated record. The transcript is spliced from 3 exons. The coding region runs from base 574 to 849 and encodes 91 amino acids.